AUGGCGGACACAGUGUCCACCCCUUCGGCCACCAGAUUCACCACUUGUUUGNAGUUGUACGCAUUGAGAGCUAAGCUGGAGUUCCCCAACAGUGAGGAGGUGUCGGAGCAGACGCGACGGAUUGGGUUCCGAACUAUUGAAGUGAUUCAGACACCGGUGCAGCCGAAAGGGUUGACCUUUUAUUUCCAAGUGAAUGGACAGCCGUUUUUCGCGAAGGGAACCAAUUGGAUACCCGCCGACAACCUCCAGGAGCGCGUAUCCAAGGAGUACUUGCGAGAGCUGAUGGAGGCGGCCAGGGAUGCCAACAUGAAUAUGAUGCGAGUGUGGGGCGGAGGGGUGUAUGAGUCGGACUACCUCUACGAGUUGGCCGACGAGUACGGUGUCAUGAUAUGGCAGGACUUCAUGUUUGCCUGUUCUCUAUACCCGUCAGACCCCGACUUCUUGGCGACUGUGGACCAGGAGGUGUUGACGCAGAUUCGGCGCCUACAACACCACCCGUCCAUCGCUUUGUGGUCCGGCAAUAACGAGAACGAGGUUAUGGUACGUCUGGGCAAAAAGGAGGACUUCCAGCACCAUAAGGAUGACUACAUUGAGCUCUACAUCAAACACAUCCGUAAACUGAUCCUCGAAGAGGACAGCAGUCGAACGUUUGUGGGCUCGAGUCCAUCGAAUGGGGACGAGGAGGUCCAGGAGGACUGGGUGUCGAACCACUCGAGGGACACCCGCUAUGGGGACGUCCACUACUACACGUACGACAAACCGCUGUGGAAUUGGCGACAAUACCCGAGCGGGAAGUUUACCUCAGAGUAUGGCUACAUAUCCUACCCGUCGGUCGAGACGCUGCUAACAGCGCUCAACGAGUCUGACCUGACGUUUCCGAUUGGCGACGCUCUGGAGCACCGGCAGCACCACCCGGGAGGCACCAAAUCCAUUGAGAACGCCAUCGGCCAUUACUUGAAACUUCCCUCACAGGGAGGGGUCGACCGCUUUGAGGAUUUGGUUUACUUAUCGCAAGUGAUUCAAGCGAUGGCUAUGAAAGUCGAGACAGAGUUCUACCGCCGGAACCGUGAGGUCGACCCCAACACAGGGAAUGGCAACACAAUGGGUGCCCUGUAUUGGCAGUUGAAUGACAUAUGGCAGGGAACUACCUGGGCGUCCAUAGAAUAUGGCGGCAAAUGGAAACUAUUGCAGUCCUAUGCCAUCGACUUCUUUAGCAAUCAAUUGGUAGUGUUAGUUCGAGACGACUUCGGCGGUAAACAGACGUUUGAUCUCUUGCUGAGUGUCUACAACUGGACGUCCGUUAAGCCCACGGAAGAGCUACAGGCGCUGGUUUUAAGUGAAAAGGGAUUCUCAGUGCAGACCGUAUGGCACGACUACAUUCCAGAUCUGCUCAAGAAAUUCAAGUGUGAGGACAGGACUCAGUGUGUCAUUCGGGUAGAUAUACCACAGUUCAGGGCGUCGAGUUUCCUAUUAUUAGCGGAGCCGAAGAACUCGAAAAUAGUGAAUCCGAAUCUGAAGUUAGUUUCGGUGGUAAAGCGCGACAAACCGGUGGACAAUAAGCACGUGUUUGACAUAACCCUGAGUGCGGAAGCGGUGGCGCCUUUCGUGGCCAUGGAUUUCAAACGCAAUUCCGGAAUUCGCGGGAAUUUCCCCGAAAACGGAUUCUUUGUCUUUGAUCACCAAAAGACCAUCACUUUUGUGACCAAAUCUAAUGUCACGGAACAGCAGAUCAGCGAUAAUCUCACGUUUAAGACGCUGACGGAUGUGGUGUGAGUGGCACUACCGGUGCCUUAUUUCCAGUAUUUGUUUAAAUGUUAGAAAUAAAUAAUUUUUUUAAACGUUAUUCAAAAUUAUAGUAAUUUUUAAUC
This is a messenger RNA of Oppiella nova, 1868 nucleotides long. The record is from the annotation of a GenBank genome assembly. Lineage: Eukaryota; Metazoa; Arthropoda; Arachnida; Sarcoptiformes; Oppiidae.